UGACUGGCAAACAUCGUAGAGGAUACAACCCGUUGCUGUUUAUCUUUGGUUAGCUUACCGUCUGGCACUUGGUAUAAAACACGGAACGUUUACGUUCAUUGGAGUCACCAGCGUUUCUGGAGAACAACCAACUAGCUGAGUUUUCACAAAUCGUUUAAAAUGAAAUUCUCGCUAGUUUUCCUGUGUGCUUGUGUGGUCAUCACUCAUCAACAAUUCCAGAGAACAAGGGCUAUGCUUUGGCUUUCUCCUUAUUAUUCUUCACCACAAUCGGCAGUCAACAACUAUCAAGGCUAUCGAUACAAUGACGUCCCCUACCUGAAUGAUGAGUUCAACAGGGAAAAAAUGGAGAGCCAUGACAACUUGGAUGGAAUUCAAUAUCAAUCGAAAAUCAGAGGUUCCCUUGCGCAAGAGCAGGUAAACCCGCGAUUUUUCUUCGGUUUAAAUCCAUUUGCUGGAUCGGGUUCUUCUGCGGCUGUACCCACCAUCAUAUCAAUGGCUACCACCGUCGCUUCUAUUGUAACAUGCAUUCCGGCCUUCCAGUUUUCGAUUGCAACUCCCCUGCCAUGCGUUGGUCGCAAGAGGCGUGAAAUCGAUGACGUUGCUUCUGAGCACAUUCAAUUUCCCAUCGCACCUACUGCAACGCUAAAAUUGACGCCAACUCAUUUGGUACGAGAAAACCGUCAGCUGACCACCGACCAGUCAAUUGGUGACAUAUUACAUCCGUCUAAGGACGAUGUUACCCACGAUGAAGUAUCGUAUGGGGACCAGACGAAUAUGAGAGACAGGCGAUUUUUCUUAAAUAACGGGAUACUAAGUAAUGGUUUGUUUGGUGGCAGCAGUGCCAUGGGAGCGACUCCUGUGGUGAGCUACUCAUUUGUUCCCACAACUUUGACACAGACAGUAAAUCUCCUCGUUCCAGCUCCAACUACUGCGUGUAUGACUCCAGCGUGCGCUGCUUGUUUGCCGGCAGGCUUCGUUGUCUGCCGUGCCUAAAACAGGCAUUUAGUA
Molecule: messenger RNA, 1008 nt
Organism: Daphnia carinata
Lineage: Eukaryota; Metazoa; Arthropoda; Branchiopoda; Diplostraca; Daphniidae
Exons: 4
Coding region: 160-993 (277 amino acids)
Source: RefSeq, a predicted model, not a curated record